AGAAAAACAUUUCACUUCACUAUUGGUCCGUGCAUCGUCCGUGCGGUGGGUCCGUUUUUUUCCUUGGGAUAUUCUCCUGUGCUAGAUUUUAUUUUCCUCAAGGAGCGAGGCAGGGAGACAGUGAAGGCGGUGCAUACGAGACUACAAAGGAAGCGCUGGGUGCUACGAAGUGAGUGUAUGGCCAUAACGGGUCAAAAUUGGUGACGAUCGCGGAAAAACGUGAAAAAUUGCAUCAACUUUGUGGGCUGUGUCAGUGCUAGAGAGGUCGGAGUGAAUGUCCUGGAGUGAGGAACCACACAUUGAGUAAGAUUACACGGUAGUCAAGCUCGACGAAAUCGGUUACGUGUGCAAGGAAAAAUUUGAAUACCUAGAAGAAAAUUUUUCAUCCUUACUUGGAUUUCAACGGAGACAACCACGGUUGGCAAUUUAGAAACGGUGAAAAAGAAAGAGAUAAGUUGAGGUGAAAAAUUUCCGGUAAUUUGAAACCGCAGCAUAAACCAAGAAGCGUGAAGGAGCAAGAAGAAAGUUUUUUUUUAUAAUUUGCCUUCUUUUGGGUGAUAUUUUCUUGCUGUUGGUGCUACUGCCACUAGUGGUGGCGAAGGUGUCGGUGUAGGAAAACUAAUGAUACAGGCGAAAAGUUUCGAAUUCUUUGGCUCUGGAAAAUUCACAAGAGGAUAAAAAUAAUACGAAGUGAAAUAAUCGUUAUUCGUUCAUUGGUAAUAGAAGUUUGAAACGAAGAAAAAAAACGCUAUGCGUUGAGAAGAAUAAAGAGAAAAAAAAAAGUGUUAGUAAAAUUUAUAGUCGAAUUGUACGCUAGAAGUGGGAGAAGAAAAAAACCAGCGCUAGACAGUCGCACAGCCGAGUGGUACCUUGCAGGGGGCGACGAAGCUUACAAAAAUUUGAUGAAAUAAAGUGUCGUAAAAAAUAGCUACGGUGCACGUCGGAACAUCAGUGGUCAGGAUUUUGCCUAGACACCAUUUCCUGUGGCAAACCGACGACGAUAAAUAUAUUUUCUGUUGUAAUUUCUCGCGUGGCUUUCGACGGAAGUUGAGAUUUCUAGAGAGUAGUGGUUGGUGACAUAUAGACAAAAAAAAAGAAGUGGAACGCAACGACAGCAGCAACAAGACCAGGUAUCAUCAACACAGCUCAGCGACAUCAUUAACGGCCGCAAACGAAGGAAACGAGAGUAUCAUAGAAAGUACGACUGUGUGCCGAAUUUUUCAAGAGGUCCGACUAGUUCACUUUGGAUGUUUUGAUCGCAGACAUAGUUUGCAAAAGGUACUUCAAAACUCGGUGAUGUCAUAAUAUGGGUUUCACGUGCGAGAAAGCGCAUUAUCGCACGUCACAUUUUGAGCAAAGUUGGAUCGAAACAAUUGGCUGUGAUCAGUUGACUGCACCGGCAACAGCAGCAACGCUUACACCCGCCGGCACUGUCAGUAGUUUCAAAAAGCAUCAAAAGCUUCGCCCAAAAGCUUACAAUCAAAACAAAUCAUCACCGGCAAGCCAACAUCAAAGUGCCGCUCGAUUCCCACCUGCAUCGGAGCCACCAAAAGUAGUCAAUUCCAGAACCAGCCUUCAUUAUCCAUUCAACCUUUUUCAUCCGUUCCACUCAUCCUCGUACCAGUACUCGACGAUUAUUUUAGAUAAACUCUCACAAUUUAUCACUAAACAUGUAGCAGCGAGAAGUGGCUCCGUUUGGAACACUGCUCCAUUCUGCGCCUCCCCUGUCAGCACAUUUGACAAACCGUCGACUGAUGCGCUGGCUAGCCUGCAUUCCCACGACGCCGGAAGCAGGCAAUUUCCAACAGGGCCUCCAGAAGCUUGUGCAUCGAAUUGCCAACAGCCUUCGCCGUCCCCGUCCUCCUCCUGCUCAAAAACGUCGAGACUAGCUAUAUCGAGGGCCUCCUCCACACCAGCACCACAACCACAAACGGUGACGCCACCGUCGUCAUCAUCGUCCUGUGAUCCUUUGGUUGCUCCGGUUGAACCGAUUGGCAGCACAGCUACCACAACCGGUUGCACCAAAACGUUACCAUAUUCGUCGUCGUUACCGUCGGAACAAGCAUCAUCAACAGUAUCAUUAUCGUCAUCAUCGACCCAGGCCUCGCUGCCGACGCCUUCUUCGUCCGGCCUUCGGUUGCCUUCCACAGGCCCUUCAUCGCAUCAAGCCUCUUCGAUUUCAUCGACGACGACGAGGACAACGGCUAGACCUACUAGUAGUCAUUAUCUUGUAAGACACUCACUUUGUUUAUAUGCAGCAUCUAGCGUUAUAUUAGCAUUAUGUUAUCUAACAAUACCAACAGUUGCCUCAGACACACCACAUACUAUGCGAGGAAAAACUCGUUUUGCCGAAGGAAAGUCAGACAAAGAAAUUUUAGAUCACCUAUUAAAAGGCUCACGAUAUGACAAAAGGUUGCUACCACCGGUUGAUGAUGCGGAUUUCUGCUGCGGUAUGCAAACACCGGAAAUGGCAAAACAUAUUCCCGAUACGCGCGUUCCAGGACGUCCCCAGAAUCGCGGUUCUUUGACUGUGAAUGUUAGUGUACUGUUGUUAAGCUUAGCAUCGCCAGAUGAGUCUAGUCUAAAAUACGAAGUUGAAUUUUUACUCCAACAACAAUGGUACGACCCGCGGUUACGGUAUGCAAAUCAAUCAUCGUAUGAAUAUUUAAACGCAAUCCAUCACCACGAGGAUAUCUGGAUACCGGAUACGUACUUCAUCAUGCACGGAGACUUCAAGGAUCCGCUGAUACCGAUGCACUUUGCCCUGCGGAUCUACCGCAACGGUACGAUCAACUAUCUCAUGAGGCGACACCUCAUCCUCUCUUGUCAAGGUAGACUGAACAUUUUUCCAUUUGAUGAUCCGCUGUGUUCAUUCGCAUUAGAAAGUAUAUCAUACGAGCAGUCGGCAAUACGGUACGUCUGGAAGAACGACGAGGACACUCUGCGGAAGAGUCCUUCGCUGACAACCCUAAAUGCGUACUUGAUCCAGAACCAAACAAUAACCUGCCCCAUUAAAGCCAGCUGGAGAGCCGAAGGACAAGCAUUAACAGAAGAAGACGAAGAGUUUCUUUGUAAUUUGUGCCAGAGGCGAUUUGAGGAGCAAGGAAAUUACAGUUGUCUGAAAGUGGAUUUAAUAUUUACAAGAGAUCGAGCGUUCUAUUUCACGACCGUGUUCAUACCCGGCAUCAUACUGGUGACGUCAUCGUUCAUCACAUUCUGGCUGGAGUGGAACGCGGUACCGGCCAGAUCAAUGAUAGGCGUCACGACAAUGCUGAAUUUUUUCACCACCUCCAACGGUUUCCGCAGUACGCUUCCGGUAGUGUCGAACCUGACGGCGAUGAACGUGUGGGACGGCGUGUGCAUGUGCUUCAUCUACGCCUCGCUACUAGAGUUUGUCUGUGUCAACUACGUCGGCAGGAAGCGACCACUGCACAAUGUUGUAUAUAGGCCCGGAGAGAAUCCAGUUACUCAGCGUCUUCCAGCUGUCCUAAACAGGAUCGGAAUAAUACUCGCGAGUCCCCUGACGUCAAGAAUAUUCUCGGAAACCAUUGAAAACGAAUUCCACACGGCAAUUGCCGCCGAGAAGUCUGCUACUGCAGCAACAGCAAAAGCCACCCGUCCAGGUGCAACUUCUACUGCCAUGGCUGCUUCUACCACUACUCCACCUUCUGCUGUUGCUGCUGCUACUGCUACUUCUUCUGCUACCACUGCCGCUGCCACUUCAACUGCUGCUCUUACCCGAGAGAGAGUGAAGACUUCGACUUCCGCUUCAACCACAAGCCCAUCCUCGUCGAGACCAACCAGUGUCCUAAUGGAGGAAGGUCUUGGCGAUGGCACUGUCGGUGCCGUUAGAUCCCGCAUCCAGCGCCAACCGACCGUAGAAACCAAGAUCAAUGAUAUUGGUGUGAUGGAAACGAGCUUCGGUGUGAAGAAACGAGAAUCCAGCGGACCGAACGAGAUUGUUGCCUGUACCAGUUGCGCGGGUGGGACCAGCCCAUGCACACACUCGGCGAACAAUGGCUGUGCUACCGAGACAUGUUUCGUCCAGGUGCGGAAAAAAGAGCCACCCCAUCCGAUUCGGGUGGCGAAAACAAUCGACGUCAUCGCUCGGAUUACCUUCCCGUCGGCAUACGCAGUCUUUCUCAUAUUCUUUUUCAUACACUACAAGGGAUUCUCCUAGAAUACGAUCAACAAGCGAUUGCUUCACGAACUCUAUACGAAUAAUGUGCUGUAGUGGCAGCUAGCAUGGCUAUGGGCAAUGAUGCACCCAUUAUGAGGCAGAUUAUAAGUUUCCAGUGCUAUUCGCAUUUCACCGUUGUUAUGUAAAAUACAUAGAAGAUCAUUAACACCGAUUCAUUGUAAACUCACACCAUGGCGGCCAGUACCUACAUGGAAAUUUUGAUAAACUUACAAGUUACACCGCUUUCGACGAGUUACUCAUUAAAAAUAGACAGAAUUACGCAGCUUCGGGAUGCAAAGAACAGUUGUCAAUAAAAACUAAAUCGAGUAAGUUUGUAAAAAGUGACACAGAUUAGUAGAGAAAGAAAAAAACAACAAAAACAAAUACUGCCUUUUUAGUAAAACAGAAAAGAAACAUCAGCAACUACUAAACUAAAUCAAAACAUACAAAAACUGAACAUUUUGAGAAUGCUGUAAUGACAAACAAAAAUAGAUAGAAAACUGUAAAAAUAAAAACAAAAAACAAACUGUAAAUAGUGGGUAAUUUCGCGAAUUAAGUCUAGCUAAACUCGGUUUAGAUCACAGAGGAUAACAGUACAGUAGAGCAGUCGAGAUAGAAACCGGUCGCAAUUAGUUACCAUUUGUAAGUUCUACAACAAAAUUCUUUCCAUUUGAACCAAUGCAAAGCAGAAGUAGCUCAUUGAAUUUAGCUUAUUGGUGCGAUCGUUUUACUGAAUUGUGUCGAGCGUCGUCAGCAAUUGCCUAUUUAAAUUUUAUUCUACAUAAGGGACUGGAGCCGAUUUUCGUAGAACGAAUAAUUCAAAUUGAAUGAAAAAGGAUCAAACCAAGCAUAGAUAAAAAAAACAAAAAAAAACACACACACAAACACACACGCCAAGCCAAUGAUGAGAAUUUUUGCAAUCAAAUAGAGUUCUAGUAGGAGAAUAAGGAAUGAAAGAAAAUAUAGCAAUAUUAUUUGAAUAAAGUCUAAACUAAUGAUUAGCAUAUUUAUAUGAGAUAGAAUAAAGAACAAUUCAAUGACAAAGUCUAGAUAAGGUGCAAAUAGUCUAGUCAAAUAAGCAUUGAGAACAAAACAAGAUCAUAUAUUUUCUUAAUCUAAAAAGCAAUCGCAGACAGACACACACAAACUGUAUUUUGUACUCAUUUUCUACGAGAUCUGAAUGUAACAAGUUUGAUUUAACGUAAACCGCAAAUUGAAAACCAUUCUGCAGCUAAAUUGUAGGAUGACAAAACUCUAGAACGAAAUCAAUUGAUAAUGCCAUAAAUUGUAGUUGAAUGGACAGCUUGCAAUAUAGAGAACCGGAAAGCGAAAGCACCACCGUAUACUUCAGACCAAAGAAAAAAACGACACAAAAACUUACUUUCACCGUACAUAUUAAUAUCUACAAAAUCAUUACACAUGUAUUGAAUUAAUACAACUGGUCCGUAUUCCGUGAACUAAUCCCAGUGGUGUAGUUGGAUGCCCAUCAGGGCUUCAAAAAGCAGUAGAGCGGUAGAGUGGAGCCAACUAUGCUGAUUGACAGUCUGAUCGAGGAUAUUUUUGGAUUAACGAUUGUAUCUCACUGCGCUCACCACUUAAUGUAGGAGGUAGGUUUAGAAAGCCUUCAUUAAAUUAUUGUGAAAGUGAUCUGGUAGCUUAACGUCAUUAAUAAUGAUUGGGAUAACUUACAUUGAACAAUGGGAAUUCUUGAUUUCCCAUAGUUCAUUUUUGGGAAUAACCGCAAUGAAUUUUAAAGUUGGACAAUCCAUGAUCUUUGAGACAGCAAGUUAUACAAUAAAUUUCAAAUACAAUCACUUCCCAAGAUUUUCCAAGAAACAGUUGAAGAAGGAAAUUAAGUAGUGAAGUGUGAAGUAUUGUAGGUUUUGAGCAACGCGUCACAAUAUCAGAUUCAAUUGACAAAAUCGAUGCGAGAAAGCGACUGCUGGCUUUCUUUUUUCUAUUGAAGUCGAACAGCUAAAACACAAAUUUUCAAUCACUUGUCUCUCUUUCUUCCUUCGCUUCAUUGAUAUUUCUUUUAAGCUUCGGUGAAGCGGAUGAGUGAAAAAGCAAUCGACUUUGAUAGUUUCGUCUUUCGUGAAACACAUCAACCGAGGUUUCAUGACAUAUAUGAUGGAAAAUGAAAAUAUAUACUUAAAGCAUUUCUCAUGUGAAAACGCUUGAAGAUUACAAUGUAUAUGUUUAAUUUAUUUUCCAUCCAUAUAUUUAUCUAAAAAAUAAUUUGCUUUCUAACUUUAAACAUAACUUUGAACCCGAAGUUGGUAUGGAGAUAAGCAUUAUUUUUAGCCGAAAAAUUAGAUUAUAUAGCGCUAAAAAACUAAAACUGUCAAAAAAAAAUUGUCAACCUGAUUUCACAUCACUAAGUGAAAAAUGACUCGCUUGCCAAUUCCAGAUCGUUAUGGGUCAGUUUAUACGCAUUCAAUUGGUUUGCACUUGGCAAAUAAUUUUUCUCGCAUUCUUUCAAUUUAUCGUCUAUUGAUACCGAACAAGGUUAUUUUGUUCUGAAUUUGAACAAAGUACGCUUCAAAAUACCGGGAUUUGUCAUUUCUUUAGAAUUAAUUCCGUUUUUGGUAAAUGACUAUGGCAGUAUGUUAAAGACGAAAAUCUUAAAUUUAAAAAGAAAACUUAGAGCAAAUACCAUGCUUGAAAGGAUACAAGUAUCCGGGAGUCGGUGAGAACGCUGAGUGUUGAGUCCGACAUUUUGAUGCCUUAUUCAUCGGUCUUAAACUGCCGUCCCAAGGACCAUGAGGAUUGCAUAUAACUGAGACUGUUUUUCGUUUUAAUUGAGUCCAAGUUAUUUUUUUUUCUCCAUAGACUUCCUUCCUUCCUAUUAAAACUUAUGCCUUGCAAAUUAAGAACUAAGCGUACUGUUACAAGACGUUGUAUUUUUCCAGGCAAACACAUUCAUCAAUGAAGCCCAAUGAAUUUCAAUGAUAUGUUGUGCUUAGUUAGCAUUACCGAAUUAAUGAUGUGUUAUUAGGUAUUGAUUUUCCUACAGCCAUCAAACAUGAGUGGGGAACCGCAUAGGAUUUAAUUCUACCAUUAUUGGAUUCAAAUCGACAAAAGACUAACUUUCCAAGAAUCUGGAAUGAUAAUCGUAUUAACUUGAUGGUUUAUGUAAUGUUCGAAUAUACUGCCGCUCAUCGCAAUCGGUCCCGUUUGCGUUUUUGUCAAAACUGAGUUUUUCAAUGGAAAUGCCUCAUCACCUCACACGUUCUUAGCUGGGUAUUGCGAACUCUGUCGAUUUAAUUUUUCAAGUGAGCAAGAAAACAUCUUGAAAUUCUUUCGAAGCUUCAAAUUAUUUUGCUGAAUCAGCUCACGAAAUCGUAUAUACAUGCUGUCAAAUGUACUCUUGGCUCCUCCUUCUCUGCUCCACAAAUAACGUAUACAUGGUUUUGGGAGUGCACCUGCCCACAAAGCUCACAUGACUCUUAUAUAAAGUUUGAUUUAAUUCUUCUUUCAGCAAAUCGUAACCCAUUUUUGGCAUUAUCAUUAUCCGCCUACUAAGCUUGAUGUUUCGACAGUUUCAUAAUUAUAAUUCUUAAUUUGUUUUCAGUAGGAGGCAAUACUUUUAUUUGUGGUUCAAACAGUAACUACCCACAUGACUUCUAAGCUCUUUUGAAUUUUUGGCUCCCGUUUGACAGUUCGACUCGGCUCCCAGAGAUUCUUAGUACUGAAUGAACUCAACAGUUUUGUGCCGGAAAAGUUUGGAAAAACAGCAGAACGGGUUUUUCCAUUAGGGUAAACGCUCCUAUAGUUGCGGUAUGAAGUGAUAGGUUCCUAUAGUUGUGUAUGGAGUCUCCAUACAUAACUAUAGAGGUUUUUGAUGUUUAAUCGGCGCACACUAAUGCACCAUCUAAACUGAAGGAGUGCAAGCAAGAGAGAAACAGAUUAGUGGGAAAACAAACCAUCUCAUUCAUUCCUGUGUGCUCGAUAGAGCAAGACGAUUCAAUGUCAAAACGGUCUAGAGGAACCUAACGCUUCUAACGUACCGCAAUUAACCCUAGUAGUACGCUUGUCACAUAUCGGUUGUAGAAACUUGGUUACGACUUAUUUCAGUCAUAAACAAGUUGCUGCAACUUUUAUUAACGAAAGUGUGCUACCCGGGAAAGGAGCGUUUACCCUGCAUAAGAAGCAAUCGUACUAGGUUUUUUAAGUUUCUUUUGCGAGCGUUUUGUCGGAUCUCAGCUUAGUGUUCUACGAAGCAUUUCUACAGAUAUAAAUUAAGAACUUUCUAUGCGAACAUUAUCAGCAAAAAUUUGUAUAUUGUGUGGAAAAAACACAGUGGUACAUCGCCAGAGACGAAUCAGCCAAUGUACCUUGGAAAAAAUCUAACCUUACUUAAACUUUCAAUGAAACUGUAUGCCCAGGGAAGCCGAGAAAAUUGUCAACCAAAAAAUUGUCCUCGACCGCCGAAUCACUCCUCAGCUUGGUAAUACCGUGUCUGGUAAUACCGUGUCUGAUAAUACCAUGUCUGGUAAUACCGUGCUUGGAUUGAACAACGUGCAUAAUUUAUCUUUUUCCUGGCUUUGCACUGAAAACGAAUAUUACUCAAAGAGUGAGUCACUAUCACUAAUUCGUAUGACGAAUUUUCCAAAACCGUAGCCUACUCAUGCGCUGAGUGACCUAAGCUUUUAGAAAUUUCUCCAUACGAAUGAGUAAAAGUGACUCACUCUCUGAGAUAGUUUCGUUUUCAGUUUGACACUGUUAAACGAGCUGCCGCUUGCACUCAACUCUUUGAAGCACUUUCACAGUUCUUAAUUGAGAGUCAGUUGUACACGCAGGCAAAAUAACGUAAGAAUUCCAUAAGAAACGCUUAUGAAUUUUAGCCACAAGAAAUCAGUAUGAAUUUCAUUGAUUUACUUUAUGAAAAGUAUGUUGACAAAAAAAUAAUAAAUCGGAGCAGACUGGAACCGAACCAUGGACGUUGAGUGUCAUUCAACGCGUGGGAAAAUUAAAUGGUUAAAGGCGUAUAACAGCUACCUCAUGUUACCCGAAAAUCAUUCAUAAGUAAUAAAUUUCUAAAAACGUGGGUUACUCAACGCUGAGUCAGCAGUCUCACCGGCCGUGUAUUAUAAACAAUGCAUGCAUUAAUCGUUUCCAAAGCUGCUAGUUGUAUCUAUUUUCUCACAGGUGACAACUCACUCCGUUAUUGUUAAGGAGUUUUUUUUAGUAUAGGAAAAAUCGUUCAUCCCUGAAAUUCACAGUAAAUAGGCCCGGGUCAAGUUCCUGUCGAUUUUCAAUCGAUCAAUCAAUCAAUUUCUUUGAUAUCUUUGUUGAGGCUCCACGGCCAUGAGCCCUUAAAUUUUUCAUGUAUGUACGGGAACAGACAUAACGUUCAUCAGGAACCAAUAAUAAAUGUAUGAGAGAGAGAGAGAGAGAGAGAGAGAGAGAGAGGGAGAGAGAACGUUGUCUCUCAAUUUCGUUUUGUGAGUGAUGAUGGAGCUCUGAGAAAACAGAUGAAAUGAGUGCAGUGAUAAGCUGCAAUAAUCGCCAGUAACACCAACAUAGCUCAAAUAUGGGAAGGACAAAAUAAGCUUAUAUAGAUAAUUUAUAUAAGAUUCUGAAAAUACUAGGGGGUCUAAGUUGGCGUCCAUGAUUGGCUCAUCGUGAUGAGUUUUGGCAGCACAUCUCAUAAUUUCUACUUUUGAGGUUUCAAACAAAUAAACCCUGAAUGAAUUAAUGAAUCUCCUUAACUGACAUGGAAAAUGUUUGGCUCAAUACUGUGGUUAAGAAAUAUGCCCAAAAUAGAAGAGUUACCUCUUGUUACUAGAUUUAGAUCAUUUAUCUUUUCAUAUAUUCAAUACAUGUGUAAUUAUUCUACUACGAAACCUAUAUAUCCGAGGUGUUUUUUGAGGUGCAAACAAACUCUUUUUGAAUGUAAAUCCAACAAUACUUAAGAACUUCAUAUGGUCGAAUUUAACCUUUCUGCCGAAUAAUAAGGUGAUAAUGUUUUUUUUCUUUGAAUCUAGAAAUCCUGAAAUCAGGCCUCGAAUAAAAAUCAUUUUGUCAUUUGUAUCAAAUCUGUAUAGCACUCAACAUGUGAUACCGUGGAACCCCGGUAAUCUGAUCGCUAUUUAUCUAAAUACUUGACACUUAUUAUGGUAACAUUCCCCUUUCUGACAGUGGUGUAAUUUUGCGUGGGAGAGCUAAGAGUUUCUAUAAAUUGACGUUUGAAUCUUUGUUUACAAUAACAGAUACGUUUUUUGAAAAAAAAAAAUCAUCUUUGAAUGGUACUCUAUGCCCAGUAAAGUUGCCAAAAAUUCCAACCCGAUAGAUUUUCAGCCUCUUGCUUGGUAAUACCAACCGGUGAGCACUCGUGUUCAUUUGAGUUACCGGGGGACGUAAUUUGUGAUUAGUCCCGGUCCCUUUCAAAUUGUAUC
Ochlerotatus camptorhynchus is the source of this 10581-nucleotide messenger RNA. It is a transcript of the gene pHCl-1, whose product is annotated as pH-sensitive chloride channel 1. The record is from RefSeq and is a predicted model, not a curated record. Gene Ontology annotation, cellular component: neuron projection; plasma membrane; synapse. Bases 1307 to 4180 code for a protein of 957 amino acids. Gene Ontology annotation, molecular function: chloride channel activity; transmitter-gated monoatomic ion channel activity involved in regulation of postsynaptic membrane potential; excitatory extracellular ligand-gated monoatomic ion channel activity. Gene Ontology annotation, biological process: chemical synaptic transmission; regulation of membrane potential; signal transduction. NCBI's taxonomy places the organism in Eukaryota, Metazoa, Arthropoda, Insecta, Diptera, Culicidae. The transcript has 20 exons.